Molecule: messenger RNA, 876 nt
Organism: Tachyglossus aculeatus (Australian echidna)
Lineage: Eukaryota; Metazoa; Chordata; Mammalia; Monotremata; Tachyglossidae
Gene: MCRIP2
Product: MAPK regulated corepressor interacting protein 2
Exons: 5
Coding region: 75-554 (159 amino acids)
Source: RefSeq, a predicted model, not a curated record
CCUCCCCGCCGUCACCGCCGAAGCGGGUCUGGGGGCGGCCACGGGUUGCUCGCCUCCGCGCCGCCCGGCCCACGAUGUACACCAUCACCCGGGGGCCCAGCAAGUUAGCCACGCAGAGGAGGACGGGGCCGUCGCAGCAGCAGGUGGACAGCCAACUGGGGGAUCACCUCAAAUGCCAGCAGCAACAGCAGCAGCAGCAGCAGCAGCAGCCUCCCACUCCGCAGCCGCAGCAGGCUUGCCUCUGGCCCCUGGCAAGUAGCCCGGCCCCCAAGCUGGUGUUCAACCGAGUCAAUGGCAAGAGGCCACUGACGGUGCCACAGCCCGCCGAGGGGGUGGAGGAGGGCUACGCCCUGGCACACGAGGAGAACGUCCGCUUUGUCAAUGAGGCCUGGCAGCAGGUGCAGCAACAGCUGGAUGGGCACCAGCAAGGGCAGAGCGGCCCCGUGCAGUACGAGGAGAAGACCCCCGACCCCAGACUGAAGAACUUCGUGCCCAUCGACCUGGACGAGUGGUGGGCUCAGCAGUUCCUGGCCAGAAUCACCAACUCCUCCUAGCAGCCGGCGCGGGAGAAGGGGUCCGCCCGGCGCCGGGAUCGGGGGCACCCCCAAAGAGGACCCCAGCCUCGCCCCCUCUCCUGCCCGGCUCUUCCUCUCGCCCCGGCCAGGGCCCAGGGGGGCAGGGGCCGUGCCAAUCCGAACCGGGCCCGGCCUGGACAUUUGAAACUGCUUCAAACUCUGGUCUGGACCGGCAAGUGCCCCAUGCCAGGCGGGGCAGGGAGGCUCGGCCAAUGACUCCGGCCCCAGCCCACCCCACCGCGCAGGCAGGAGAUGGGGGGCCCGGCUGGGAUCUUGGCCUCAAUAAAGAGUUGAUACUGGC